Prunus armeniaca (apricot) is the source of this 540-nucleotide messenger RNA. Lineage: Eukaryota; Viridiplantae; Streptophyta; Magnoliopsida; Rosales; Rosaceae. The record is from the annotation of a GenBank genome assembly.
AUGUCCGUCUCUUGGCAUGAUGGCCAUAUCUCUGUUUUCCCUCAGAGACCACAUCUCUCUAUUGUUGGUUUCUCUCUUUCCCUUGAAAUCUUUGUCCACUUCUUUGUGUCCCUCUCGCCGUCUCUCUCGCAGAGCUGUCUCUCUUCCCUCCGCAAGCCUUGUCAAUGCUCGCCAAGCCUUAUCCUAGUCUGCAAUCGUGGUUUCUCUCUCUCAUGUAUUUCUGAUGGUUUCUCUAUCGUGAUUUCCGUACUGUCCCCUUGUUUGUUGAUGCUGCAUGUCAUUGCUCACCAAGCCGUCUCUCUUUCCUCCGUGAGCCUCGUCAACGCUCGCAGAGCCUUCUCUAUCGUGCUACACUGCAGGUGUUCCCUUUACACAGCCCUUGUUUCUUCCUCUGUGUUGCCGACUUGGUAUCGGCGACUCAAGCCCUAUCACUGUGUUGCUGCCUUGGUAUCGGCCUCUCACGCUCUAUCUAUGCUCAACCUGUGUUCUUCUCCCCUCUUAAGCCCAAUCUCUUUCUUUGGAUUUACUGUUGGUCUCUAA